Trematosphaeria pertusa is the source of this 676-nucleotide messenger RNA. RefSeq lists its product as uncharacterized. Lineage: Eukaryota; Fungi; Ascomycota; Dothideomycetes; Pleosporales; Trematosphaeriaceae. The record is from RefSeq and is a predicted model, not a curated record. The transcript has a single exon. Bases 93 to 614 code for a protein of 173 amino acids.
UCAAGGUGGAAGAAGAUCAGGCAAAGGUCAACUCUAAAGUCCGAGAGAAACAGGCCCAGAACAUAUGUGAUCAAGAAGCUAGGCACUUGCUAAUGGCGGCGACUAUCGUAUCGCCAUCAAGGCUAUCAGAGGAACAAUCCGAACUUGAGAUGGAGGGAUUGGAAAGUACCAAAAAUUGGAAAGCGGCCUCAGAUCGAAGAGCUAAGUUAGACGGCUGGAAUGCAGCGACACGACCGUGGAAUGCGAGGGAUGCGAUACUGAGUUCAAGACGAUCCGGGUCUGAAGGAUCAUAUCACUACACAACAAGGCGUAAACGGUCCGUCGCCCGCAUAUUCUCCGAGGACUGGAUCCUGCGUUUGUCGAAAGCUUUCGGUUGGCAAUUUAACAUCGAUCCAACCUUCUUUUCGAAACACUCCCGGACCGCACUUUGGGAGCGGCGCCACGAGGGCGGCAACACGUCUGGGCGUGCACCCGUAAACGAUCUAAAGUAUAGUUUCUUUAUGGAGCAUUACAAAUUGCUUUCAAGACCAGUCCAAAGUCGGACUCGCUGCGAAACCCGAGCGAAAUGCGGCCUAUCAACGUCUCCGGGAAGCCCUAUGAUCCUACGGAUCUAGAUCAAGUUAGUAUAAUGCAUCGCAAAGCAAGUUCUGGUUCAGGAUGAGAAAGGUGCCUGGAA